Molecule: messenger RNA, 4617 nt
Organism: Zygotorulaspora mrakii
Lineage: Eukaryota; Fungi; Ascomycota; Saccharomycetes; Saccharomycetales; Saccharomycetaceae
Gene: ESC1
Product: Esc1p
Exons: 1
Coding region: 1-4617 (1538 amino acids)
Source: RefSeq, a predicted model, not a curated record
AUGUCCUCAGGGUUUUCUGACCUUAAUGAGACAAAUGAUAACAACUUAAAUCUCAAAAUACCUACAAGAAACAUUGAGAGGUUUAGCGCUGUGACAUCUGAAAGAAACACAACUUUUGCGAGGUAUACUCGAAGAAGCACCACCUACAGUAAAGCUUAUAAGCGCCAUAGAACAUCUCAACCACAGAAGAUGAGUGCUAGUCAGAAAACUGCACAUGAAGAUAGUUCUAAAGCUCUCAGCUGGGUCGGAUCUUUGAUUAAAAGGGGUAGAUCGAUUUUGUCGAACUUAAAAGAGGAAGAUAAAACGUUCGAAAAACAGCUAAGGGAAGAAGCUGAAACUCAUAGACUGCAUGAAGAAUUGGUGAAUAAUGUAUUGAAUGAUGUUGACGGUGAAAUAGUAGAUGCAACUACAGGGAAAGGAUACGGAACAGAUACCUCUUUCAAGAAUUUCGAUGGAACCUUACGUGAUAGCUUCACAGAUUCAGGAGCUUCAAAGUCUGAGGAUGAUAUCGAAAAUGAGAGCUGCUCCGAGAAUGGUUUAUUUGUGGAUUUAGAUCAACAUGAGGAUGAGGAUCGAACAGAACCUGAGACAGAGCUAAAUACUGUGAUGAACACGAAUAUUCACAAAGUCAAUGAAAGCGACAAGGAGUCUAUUGCAAGCGCCACCUCUAUCAUUAUACUAUCAGAUUAUGAAGAGAAGAUAUCGGCUGAUGAACCUCCCAAUAGACAUACUACGACUAAUCAUAUAUUUGAAAAAGUCGUCGAUAGAAAUAAACUCAGGGAUGAUUAUCAAGAUCCUAUACCAUCUGAAGUGGAAUCUACAGAAGAAAUGGACCAAGACGAUGAAUCUCAGUCCUCUGAAUCAGAUUCGGCAUUAUCGAGCACUUCAUCGAACUCGAGAUUUGGGCACUCUUCCAUUCCCAAUGGUCUGGAGUAUAAUCCAAUGAGAAUGGUAUUCAACGAAUCUGGACAUUUUGAUGAUUACAAUAGCCAUACUGCGUCUGACACGAGUAUACCGCAUCAUGAUGAACUGGAAAGUAAAUCACCACGAAUAUCACUAGACGAAACACGGGUGGAUUCUCAGGAAGAAUCACAAAAACUGAAAGAUAAAAUGGAUACUGCAUCACAAACGAGAAUCCAUGAAUCAACUGCAGAAUCGCUAGACAUAUCAGGGGUAGAGGCAGCGGAAAAUUCAUCAGAACAAUCCGUAGAAGAAAGCAUAGCACGAGGAGAAGAAUUGUUUGACUUAAACAAUAAAACUAAUGAAGACAAAAUCUCUGCUGACUAUGUAAACAAAGAUGAAAUUUAUCCUACACAUGUUGAUUAUGGUCAUGAUAAUCUGCAUCGAGAGGAUGGUGCAGUGUCGGAAGGCAAUUCUAUUGAGAAAAGUAUUAGGCCAGCAAAUACAGAGGCCAUGCCCCAAAGGCUGGAAAGUCUCAAAGGGGAGAGAGUCGAUACUGGAAUUAACAAAGAUGCCACGAAGGUACCGGAGGUUACAAAUGCCUACACCACCACUCACUCCAUGGAGUCUGCGAAUGACGGUACCCACUAUGAGCUUCCUGGUAAUAUAUAUGACUUUGAAGCAAUUGCUAACUUAGCCAUGAGCCAAGUGCUCUCGGCUAAUCACCUAGAUCUUCAAGCCGAGGAUCGGAUAGAUGCAGAUCUUGGCGAAACAUCUAAAAUUGUUCAAGAUUCUUAUAAUGAGAACCCUAGAAGUGAGCAUGAUUAUAAUGGGGAAAAUCAAGAAGAUUUAUCUGAUGGCAAUAUAGCUGUCUACACCGAUGAUGGAACGGAUACGCAUCAAGUAUCCGUUCAUGAAGGAGUCGAAGACUCUCCUAAGAGAACCCAAAUGCCUCUAUUAAGGAAAAUAUUCAAGCCUGAUGCUGCGGAAACAGACGAGGACACAACUUUUUCUUCCGCUGCGGAUGAAACUUUGUACUAUUCAGUUGAUGAGAAUCUGGAUCUUACCUCAAACAGUCAAGAACUACCGGUGGAUGAAGAAAAGCAAAUGAAUUUGACGUAUGAAAUCCACUUUACUGGAUCAGCUUAUAGCUCUGCAUCUUCCGAGGAUAAUCGCGAAGUCUUAGAGCCUCCCGAGUAUGUUUCACCACUUACAGAAAACCCUUUUUUAACGGCGUAUGAGGGAGACCCAAUCAGCCUUCUCCAGAGGACGUUGGCAUCGAUUGGGCAAGCGCCAAAGGUGUGUAGUCAAAAGAUGGAAAGCACAGCUGAAAGUACUCAGGUGCAGUUGGAAGAAGAAGGAAGCGAAUUAUGGAAGGAUCAAGGUGAGAAAAUGAGUACGAACGCCAUUGAACGCGAGACAGCUCUGAAUUCUGGCUCAAAUAGAAGCACCACGAGUGAUAAUGUACUGAAAUCAGAAAUUUCUGUAAAUAAUGAACAGUCAAGAUCGGAGCGUUCACUCGACGCUUCUGAGGGAGCUGGCGAAAUUUUGUUGGAGGAGCUAGAAUCUCCUGUAACGCCAUGCCACAUAGUCUUAACAAAACCGAUAAUCGAAGAUUCUGAUUUUGAAAACGACAGUGCAGUCUUUGAAAACUCAUUCAUAGCCGAAUUAAAGUCUGGAGACGAUACCAUAGCUGAAGCAAUAGAAGAUCUAUACCUGGUUGAAACUGAUCCAGUAGUAGAAUUCCCCGUGAUAUCGGCGGAAGCUUUUGAGACUUCAACUGCAGCAUUUAAUAUUGAAGAACUGCAGGCUGGCGACAAUUCAAUAUCAAUUGUUGAACAAGGCCAACUUUCGUUUGUAAUUGAAGAGCCAAUAAUAGAACUCCCUGAUGCAAUGGAUGAGCCGAGUAUAAUAGUGGAGGAGUGUGAUGUGUACGAGAGAGCACCAUCUACAAAACCUUUAGUAAGUUCAACUCAUAAUAAGAACGAACAGUACUACUCAAAUUUCCUUAAAAAAAGAUCUUUUUUUGCAGAUGAAAUAGAAAAAGAUGUAAAGAAGGGACAUUAUGAAAACAAGUGCAGUGCAGCCACAGCGGAUGGUGUGAAUAACCCUGACAUUGAAGUUGAGUCGUCCACCAAGUUGGAAAAAGGCCACGGAUCCAAAUUAGAUCACAGAUCCCUCUCAAUGAAAGUAUUAUCUUCUCCGAUUCGUGCACUAGGCACGAUCGCAAACCAUAUAAAAAAUGUUGGAAAUGUCGCAUCCGAUUUUGUCAAAAGAAUUGAUGCAAUGGAUAUUGAGGAAGAUGCUUCCUCCACAGCAGUAACGAUCAAUGAAUCUGCAGAAAAGAAGGAUCAGAAAGUAGAUCAAAUAACCGCUAAUCAUGAGGAGCACAGAAAGCUCCAGGAUGAGCAACUAAAUGAGCAGCAAAAUGAGUUGUAUCACAAUGACGAAAAAGAGCCAUGGCUAAUCAAGAAAGAAGAAGGUGAGUCUGCUGAUCUUGCGACAGGUCUUUUUGAUGGAGAUUGGAAGCAUGAGGUAUUAAAUAAUUCUAACUCUACUAAUCAAAGAGACUCGGCUCUUUCAGUCCCUUCUCUUACACGGUUAGAAACCUCCUUGAGCGUGGCAAGAAACGGGGAUGGUUCGCAAAAAAGCGAAAAUACUCAAGAUGUAAUAUCUAGUAUUGAGCAUAUUCAACACAUAUCUGACAUAGUGGAUGGAACACCCCUGAAUUUACUCAAAUCAGACUUCUUAUACUCCAGCGUUAAUAACACCGAUGUAGUACCUCAUGAGGAGUUGAACAUGACGGUGAAAGAGGACGGGGAAGCUGAAAUUACAAUCAAUCUUGACAAAAACUUGAAUGACUAUUUAAUUUUGGAUGAUAAACUGAAUAUGGAUGAAUUAAGGAAUGAAGAGUUGAAUACGACGGUGCAAGUGGGCGGUGAGGCUGACAUUACAAUUAUUUCUGACAACAACACGGAUAAUAUAUCAAUUUCGGAUGAAAAAUUGACCAAUGAUGAAGAGUUAAGUGAUGAAAAAAUGAAUAAUGAAGUGUCUAAAAAUGAAAAAAUGAGCAGCGAGAAGUCUUUGAAUGACAAUAUAAAAGUUACUGGUGAGAAUGCUCAAGAACAUAGCUAUCCAGCAGCAGUUUCCGGAGUAACUACAAUCGAUGACUUUGAGAAUGUAAAAAGUGUAGAUAUUAUCUCUUCUAGUUCAGGAUCUGAGUCAAUUAGGGUAUCAGAAAUUAGUGGUUCUCCUUCAGGAAUAAAUCUGACUAACGUGGCCGCAUUACCGGAUGACUUGCUGUCUGAUCCUCCCUCUGAAGAUUCUCCUGAUAGUGAGCCCUACGAUAACAACAAUGAAGAUGCUGAUGCCCUGUCGAGCGUUGCUCUCGAAGUGGCUGUGAUGAAACAAAGUGACGGAUCAGGUAAGAGCGAUGACUUAAAGACGAGUGCAGCGUCAGAAGUACUCCGAGACGUAGAACAAGAGGACUUUUCAGGGAAUGAUGACGCAUCAACCAGUAAUGAGGAAAAUUUGCGCCUCGGCAUGACAUCAAAUGUCAACAAUUUCAAGUCUCGCUCCAAAAGAAAGCGCUCCAGCCAUCCUGCUCUUGUGGGAGGUAAAGCAAGAAAGAGAGCAAGAAAGCUCAAGAAAUCCAAAUCUAAUACGAGUUACUACAGAAAUCACAGGAAACAAAGUAAAAGAGGGCAGACUGACUGA